This is a messenger RNA of Sus scrofa (pig), 2147 nucleotides long. RefSeq names its product RAP1B, member of RAS oncogene family (gene RAP1B). The record is from RefSeq and is a predicted model, not a curated record. NCBI's taxonomy places the organism in Eukaryota, Metazoa, Chordata, Mammalia, Artiodactyla, Suidae. Gene Ontology annotation, cellular component: membrane. Gene Ontology annotation, molecular function: GTPase activity; GTP binding. Gene Ontology annotation, biological process: Rap protein signal transduction.
GCUCCCGCGCGCCCCGCCCGCGGACGGAAGCGAGAGCGAGGCUGAACGCCUGACGUCAAGGCGACACCGCCAAACCUCGCCCAGAGUCAGGCGUGUAAACCAGCCGGAGCGGCGGCGGCGGCAGCGGCAGCAGCAGGACCGCCGUGGCGCCGGGAGCAGCGACCCGGAGGGAACGCGAGGCGACGCUGGCUGCGGCGACCCGGUGACAGCGUGAGAGGUACUAGCUUUUACAAGUUUGCACCAUGCGUGAGUAUAAGCUAGUCGUUCUUGGCUCAGGAGGCGUUGGAAAAUCUGCUCUGACCGUACAAUUUGUUCAAGGAAUUUUUGUUGAAAAAUAUGAUCCUACGAUAGAAGAUUCUUAUAGAAAGCAAGUUGAAGUAGAUGCGCAACAGUGUAUGCUUGAAAUCUUGGAUACUGCAGGAACGGAACAAUUUACAGCAAUGAGGGACUUGUACAUGAAAAAUGGACAAGGCUUUGCAUUAGUUUAUUCCAUCACAGCACAGUCCACAUUUAAUGAUUUACAAGAUCUGAGAGAACAGAUUCUUCGAGUUAAAGACACUGAUGAUGUUCCAAUGAUCCUGGUUGGUAAUAAGUGUGACUUGGAAGAUGAAAGAGUUGUAGGAAAGGAACAAGGUCAAAAUCUAGCAAGACAAUGGAACAACUGUGCAUUCUUAGAAUCCUCUGCAAAAUCAAAAAUAAAUGUUAAUGAGAUCUUUUAUGACUUAGUGCGACAAAUUAACAGAAAAACUCCAGUGCCUGGGAAGGCCCGCAAAAAGUCAUCAUGUCAACUGCUUUAAUAUACUAAAUUCAUUGUAGCUCUGAGCCAGGUCUGAAGAACUGUUGCCCAAUUCAACAGUGCCAGCAUUCCAACUUUGUUAAACCUACCAACAUCUUAAAUGGACUUUCUGUGGUGGUACCCUUUAAGAGGCGGAUGAAAGCUACUACAUCAGUUUGCACAUUCUAAUCACUUUCCAGUAUCACAAGAGAGAUUUUUACUUAUAUAAUAGUCCUAGAGUAUGCAGCUGGUAAAACCAGAGGCUACAAUCCAGUAUUACUGCUAAGAGACAUUUUUCAUCCACCAAUGUUGUACAUGUAUGAAAAUGGUGUACUGUAUACUUUAACACGCCCCAUACUUUGUAUUGGAGAGUACAAUAAUGUAAAUCCUAAAAGCACCACUAUUUUAGCAUAAUAAAAGAAAGUCCAAAGAGCUCCUAUAUAGACUACUCCAGAUAACUUCGCUUCUUUGAUACUUGUAGCUUAUUGUAAUUUUUUUUAAGAAAUUCAAGGUCAUUAUCAUUGUAUUGUACAAAUAAGCGCUUUGAUUAACACAGCUAUAUAGUUUUUUUAAUUUUUAAAAAACCUGUGGAGACAGUGAUCUUGUCUUUAAAAUAUGAUAGUCCUUUCAGUAUAAUGUCUUAGAUUAAAGACGUUGCCUUUAAUAUCUGUUGGGAAGGAAAUGUCCAGACUUUUCAAAUCUCUUAUUAUAUGUUUCCUUUUUGUUUACAUAGGGAACAAUGUUUAUAGUUGUGUGUACAGUGGGGGUCUACAACAAGAAGUGUAUAUUUUCAAACAAUUUUUUAAUGAUUUAACAAUUUUUGUAAAUCAUUUUCAGGCUUCUGCAGCUGUAGAUUCUCACUGUGAAUCCCUUGCUUGCUCAUGCAUAAGUGUAUUUGCAAUACCAAAUAUACAGGUUUAGUAUUUUUGCCUGUUAGUGAUUGUUUCACAUGUGUAACGUUUUGGUUGAGAUGUUAAAUGGUGGACGAGUACUGUGGAUGUGAAUGUGGGAAGUAAUUUUAAUCAUGUGUAAUUGGUCACAAGGCCUAAGUUGCAGUAACUAUUGCUGUUUUAUUUAACAAUGCCUUGUUGCUUCGUAUGCAUUAACGUUUGGGUGUAAAGAUUGUGUGUCUAUCCAACAGGGAGCCACAGUAUUUAAAUUGACCAACCUAAUGUUACAACUACUUUGAGGUGGCCAAAUGUAAACUAAAAGCCUUAAUUAAAGUGGUGCAAUUUUGUAUAACUUAGCAUCAGUAGUUCAAUAAAUUUGGAUUGCCAUGCAAGGGCUUGCAUUAUAAUUACUUGCCACUUGAAUGUGUUUUGUGUAGUGUUUAACAGUGCUAGUAAAUAAAUAUGGGUUUAACUUCUUUUUA